AUGGUCCCCAAUGAAGAUCUUCAGUACAAGGGAAUUAUCCAGUUACUUCUGCAUUUCAAAUGGAAAUGGGUUGGGCUCAUCACUGCAGCUAAUGAAGCUGGGGAACAAUUCUUGCAGAUCAUUGAACCAAUGUUUCUCAAGAAUGGAAUCUGUUCAGCGUUCACAGAAAGAACGGAAUACUAUGUGCAAUUCUCCGGUAACGUGCUUGAUAUGGUGGAUCAAACAAAGAUUUUCUCAAAAACUUUCAUGAAAAGCAAAGCAAAUGCAGUUGUUAUAUAUGGAGAAAGUACAUCUAUUGUGUGGCUUACAAGUGUUAUAAUCGCAAGGAAUAUGAUUCAGCUAAUACUUCAUCAAUCUGUGGGGAAACAACCUGAAGGGAAAGUAUGGAUUACCGCAGCUCAGAUAGAUUUCAUAUCAAAUAUGUUAGGAAAACUUAUGGACCCUAAUAUACAAAUGCUCGAAGGUGCUAUCUCCAUUACGAUUCACUCCAAGGAGAUUCAAGACUUCUCAGACUUUCUGCAGGGUGUAAAGCCUUCUGGACAAGAUGCAGAUGGUUUUAUCAAUGAUUUCUGGGAACAAGCCUUUGGUUGUUCACUUUCAAACGACACUGCAAUGGCAGACACUAUGGGCUUGGAAACCUGUGCCAGGUGUCCGGAAGAUCAAUAUCCAAAUGAAGAGCAGAAUGAGUGCAUUCCCAAGAAACCGAACAUCCUAGGCUUUGGUGAAACUUUGGCCAUUGUUUCAACUUUCUCUGUGCUUUUAUUCUCUCUGAUCACAGCUGUGGUACUUGGCAUUUUCAUUAAGCACCGGAACACUGCCAUCGUCAAAGCCAAUAACAGAAGCCUCACUUACAUUCUCCUCAUCUCCCUCCUCUUGUGUUUCCUUUGCUCUUUGAUGUUCAUUGGAAUGCCUAAUAAGGCAACUUGCCCACUCAGACAAACGGCUUUUGGCAUUGUCUUCUCUGUGGCCCUCUCCAGCAUCUUGGCCAAGACUAUUUCAGUGGUUUUGGCAUUCAUGGCUACCAAGCCAGGGUCCAGGAUCAGGAGAUGGGUAGGCAAAAAACUGGCUUAUUCCAUUGUCCUUUCCUGCUCUGUGAUUCAAAUGGGAAUCUGUGUCUUCUGGCUGGCAACCUCUCCCCCAUUCCCAGAUGUGGACAUGCACUCAAUGAGUGAAGAAAUUAUAUUACUAUGUAAUGAAGGGUCAGUUCUCAUGUUCUAUUGUGUUUUAGGCUACAUGGGCUUCCUGGCCAUUAUCAGCUUGACUGUGGCCUUCUUAGCCAAGAAGUUGCCUGACAGCUUUAAUGAAGCCAAGUUCAUCACCUUCAGCAUGCUGGUCUUCUGCAGUGUUUGGUUCUCCUUUAUUCCCACAUACCUGAGCACCAGAGGAAAAUACAUGGUGGCUGUGGAGAUCUUCUCCAUCUUGGCUUCCAGUGCUGGCCUGCUGGGUUGCAUCUUUUCCCCUAAGUGCUACAUUAUUGUGGUGAGGCCUGAGCUGAAUAACAGAGAGCAGCUGAUACGGAGAAAGAUGUAA
Molecule: messenger RNA, 1530 nt
Organism: Zootoca vivipara (common lizard)
Lineage: Eukaryota; Metazoa; Chordata; Lepidosauria; Squamata; Lacertidae
Source: RefSeq, a predicted model, not a curated record